Molecule: messenger RNA, 1340 nt
Organism: Abrus precatorius (Indian licorice)
Lineage: Eukaryota; Viridiplantae; Streptophyta; Magnoliopsida; Fabales; Fabaceae
Product: ethylene-responsive transcription factor ERF039-like
Exons: 1
Coding region: 233-913 (226 amino acids)
Biological process (GO): regulation of DNA-templated transcription
Molecular function (GO): DNA binding; DNA-binding transcription factor activity
Source: RefSeq, a predicted model, not a curated record
AAAGAGCGAAAGAGAGAGAAAGAGAGAGAGAGAAGAAUAUAAUGCCAAGUGCAUACAAUGCAACUGUUUCUCUUUUUCACUUGGACCCAUUUCUUUAAUAUAUGAAAGAAUUAUAAGUACUAAGUAGUUCACAGCUCAACCCACCUCCAUUUCAAAGCUCUAUUCUCACCGCAUUUUCCCUUCACUCACUCCUCCACCACAAUAAUCUCUCCCAGCCUUCUUCCAUUCACUAAUGGACAUGGAAGAAUCUGUCCCCAUAGAUAGUGAAGUUCAACCAACCACCUCAUCAUCUUUCACCAUUACUACUUCCUCCUCUUCCACAGAAGAAGCAACUAACAUAGAGGGAAAAAAGAAGGUGAAGAGAAGCAAUGAAGGGAAGCACCCAACGUAUAGAGGAGUGCGUAUGCGUCAAUGGGGUAAAUGGGUAUCCGAAAUUAGAGAGCCAAGGAAGAAAUCAAGAAUUUGGCUUGGUACUUUUCCCACACCGGAUAUGGCGGCUCGAGCCCACGAUGUGGCGGCUCUCACAAUUAAAGGCAGCUCGGCUUACCUCAAUUUCCCCGAAUUAGCCGCUGAGCUGCCACGCCCCGCCAGCACUUCCCCUAAGGACAUCCAAGCUGCUGCCGCCAAAGCCGCUGCCUUGGAUUUCAACCACCGGAGCCAUGAAGCUGAAUUGGAAGCCGAGUCUGAACUGAGCCGAGCCGUUUCCUCUUCAAGCCUCACCCAAGCUUCGUCAUCGUCCGAUUCAUCGUUGAAUGGUGAGGAUGACACAUUCUUGAACCUUCCUGAUCUUUCACUCGACUUGAACCAUGGUGCUGAUGAGUUUCAUUAUUCCUCAGCUUGGCUUGUAGCUGGAGCCGAACAUAUAGAUUCGGGUUUCCGGCUUGAGGAGCCGUUUCUAUGGGAAUCAUAUUAAGUUACCUUACCGAAGUAGACAGCCAAUUUUCCUUUUUUGAUGUUUGUGCUGCCUCUCUCUUUUUCCUUUGUUCCUUUCACUUUUGGGCUACUUGCUAGAAGCUUGAAGUAUCCAGAUGGUCCAUGGCAGCAUGACAUGAUGGGUCAUGGACUCAUGAGUCAUGGCUUCAUGUGGUGACAACAUCAAGUAUCAUCCAUGGACAAAUAAUGAAGAUUCACUAAACCCACAUGAUAGUGAGUUUUUUUGUGCUGUAAAUAUUACGUCCUCCCCAAAAAUAUUAGCCUAUCAUUUUAGACAAGGUAAUUAAAUUGCCCUGCAUCAUCUCCAAUUUGUUGUAAAUUUUCCUCACCUGUCUUGUCAUCUGUAUAUCCCCCCAGUUUGUCAAAUUUUAUUUUAAUUAUGUAUUGGUGAAUAUGGAAUAAAAUUC